CAAUGGCUGUGUCCCAAUUCAGGGUAUGCACGCUUGAAGUACGCAUUUCAAGUGCGAAUACGUCACCGCCACGCGACGACGGCUGUCCCAAUUCAAAGUGUACUUCAAAUGCAUACUCCAAAUGCGCCGUCGAUUUCCCCAAAUAUCAAGCGUGGUCCGGUGCACGCUUCGUGGUCCCAUAUAUCCCACAAUUCAUAGCGCAGCGGUGGGUGUGGAUAAUUUUGCCGCAAAAUACGGCAGAAGGGAGCGGCCGAAGAGUGAACUGGCAAAAUCACAGCAGAACAAGAUGGCGUCUCAGCAGCCGCAACCAGGAGGGUCGAUGUCUCAGCCCGGAUUACAACAACAGUCUGCUUCAAUGCAGCAACAACAACAGCAGCAACAACAACAGCAACAGCAACAGCAACUGAGUCAACAGCAAGACUUUGACCCAGUUCAGAGAUUUAAGAUGCUUAUACCGCAGCUAAAGGAGAGCUUACAGAAUGUAAUGAGAAUCGCCUCCCUGAAUUUGGCAUAUAACACGACGAUUGACAACGGCAUCAAAACCAGCGACACUUCAGUGACAGUUCAGCGCUUUGACAAAAGCCUGGAGGAGUUUUAUGCCCUUUGCGAUCAACUUGAGCUGUGUUUGCGACUAGCAUAUGAGUGCCUCUCACAGAGCAUCGACAGUGCCAAACACUCACCCAACCUGGUCCCGACAGCCACCAAGCCAGACACCGUCCAGACAGAGUCCAUGUCAUAUGCCCAGUACCUCGGCAUGAUCAAAUCUCAGAUCUCCUGUGCCAAAGAUAUCCACAACGCUUUGCUGGAGUGUUCUAAGAAGAUUGCAGGAAAGGGACAGCCUCAAGGAAUCAUGUAGAUUUGGACUGAUGGUUACAGCUCUUUAUGCACCAGGUGUUUUGUAAAAGGUGACAGAAUUGUAAAAUAUUUACUUCUCACUUUCAUGCUACAUUGGUCAUGAUGAUGAUUUAUGUCAGCAGGUCAAAAGGUCAUGUAUAUUUGGUGGAGUGUGAAGUUGUGUUUUUGCCACCACUUAGUAAAUAAUUCUGACAGACGUUAUGUUGGAAGAUGACCAGCAGGUGGCGGCAGAGGCGCAGGUGAAGUCUUUUAUAACACAUUUGUAUUCCUAAUAAAAUCUUUCUACUUAUGUUUUCUGUUUAUUCAAGGUGCACAAUUGGGGAAGGGGGGGUUGUCAUUUAUUAGCAUAUUAUGUAUUUAUGUAAUGAACAGAUCAGCUGUGCAUGCAGGAGCCAUAAUGACUGUAGAAAAAGAUUCUAAAAACAGCAAAUGGAUUACAGCGUAUUUUAACUUUGUCUUCAGUAAAGUGCUUUGAUAAGGAAAUAAAGAUAAAGAGCCACUGGGAUAAAAUGACCGUCCUAAAGAUGCUCACAUUCAGCGAGUAAAAGCUGAGGUCUCUGUGCUCUAAGGACAGAAUGGUAGCUUAUUC
Molecule: messenger RNA, 1444 nt
Organism: Pelmatolapia mariae (spotted tilapia)
Lineage: Eukaryota; Metazoa; Chordata; Actinopteri; Cichliformes; Cichlidae
Gene: med29
Product: mediator complex subunit 29
Exons: 5
Coding region: 122-856 (244 amino acids)
Biological process (GO): regulation of transcription by RNA polymerase II
Cellular component (GO): mediator complex
Molecular function (GO): transcription factor binding; transcription coregulator activity
Source: RefSeq, a predicted model, not a curated record